CGUUGGGAGUAACUUUUGAGUACAAGACAAAUGUCACAAGGACUCGUUCUUUUUCAUUUGAAAGUGUUUCUAAUAACUUGAUUACAUUCUAAGAAAAUUUGUAAAUGAAUUAUGCUGGAGAAUAUAUUCAAUGUGAUGAGUUUAGAAAACAUACGGAGUAUGAAAUAACGUACUCUGUAUGAGUUUCAUGAAGGUGAGACAAAUGUCGUGGCAAGCGAAUUCAAAAGAGACCGUGGCACCUUGUAUGGGAUCCUAGGGCAACACUUCCGAUCUGUAGUUUAACAAUCAUAUCGUAAACAUAACAAUAUUUAACUGCUAAAUGUUUUGAACAAAUACACUGUUCACACAGUACCUUUUUAACUCAUGGUAGAGUGGAAGGUCUUGGUCCAAAAAUACUUCUGAAGAUUUAGGGAGCAUUUAAAGAGUAUGUGAAAGUGGAAGUAAAUUGACAUUAAUUUGUGCAGAAAUUGAAGAUUUAAAAAAAAAAAUAGACCGCGGGUAAAAUUGAUAUUUCAGCCCCUUAAAACCAGAUACGGUGUGCAGCUUCCUAGGUGUCCCUCCUCUUCAUCGCCGAAACUAGUCUGCAUCCCGGUCGGUGUCACCAAAUGAAGCAACCACAUUAUCAAUAGUUGGUACCUGUCAUCAAAUAUGGUUUGCGCCGUCGGUCGCUGCGACAGAGGUAGCUGUUGGCUGUGGAUGAGGGUUGGCUGGCUGAUGGGUGCUGCUACUGUGCCGGAUCAGGUAAUUUGAAUCCGAGACACAGGGAUUAGCUUUGAAGGCAAAGCUUCAAAAAAACGUAACACCCCGCGACCAAGGCGGAGAGGGCACGGUGAGCAUAGUUUCCAACUAUUCCGCUAGGAUUUUAGGAUAAGCAAGCAGGGGCAAUUCUGAACUAAAAAAAAAAGAACUCAAAGAACUAUUUGUGUCUUGUAAAAUUUACUCCAAUCGGCAGGGUUUUCUUUUGGAUAAAAUAGUCAAAUUGUUGCUCCCGAGAAUCGAUCCUGAGAUUUUGAACUUAACACUUCUCCUUUCAACCAUCUAAACUACACAUGUAGGCUGUCUUUCUAGAGUUUUUGUAAAGUUAAUAACAUGAAGAAAAAAAUAAGAGUAUAAAAUCUUUCAUUAAAAUGUGAUCAAAUUAAGAAGUUUCAUCUUCCCUUUUGACUUGCUUCAUUUCUAGCUGACAUGCUCUUCUACAAAACACACAAAAAACCAUUAAAAAACAAUGGCAUGUCAAAGAAUCAAAGAAAACAUUAUUUCCUAAAUACCAUAGUUUUAAAAGGGGAGCGCCUACGCCUAAGGCACCUCAUGGUGGUCAAGCGAGGUGAGGUUCGUAAGGCGCGCCUGAAUCAAACACCUUUCUCGCCUCUACCAUCGGUUCAAGUGAACGACUUUGACCCUUAAUACUAAUCCUAGCGAUUUGCCUCACAAGUCUCAUUCUUACCCAUUGCUUUUCAUAUGUGUCUAAUCCACAUCACUCAGUCAUCUUCCAUUCCUCUUUUGUUUGUGUCGAAUGUACGCGGGUUAGCGCAUCAUUCUCCCUCCAUUUUACUUCGCACACUUGUAGAUUUAAGGUUCGUUUCUUUGGGGAAAAUACUUUCCCUAAAUAUUAGAUUUCUAAUUUCCUACAUUUGGUAACAUAGGUGUUAGGAAAUAAAACUUUUUUUAGAAAAAAACAUUUUCUUUCAAAGAUUGGAAAAUAAUAAAUACUCCCUCCGUCCUGGAGUAUUCGUCCAGUUUUGACUUUUGGAACUGUUCAUCUAAGCACUUUGGCUCAUCAAAUUCUCUCAAUGUGUAAGCCUAAAUAUAGUCAUGUGUGAUCUUGUUUGAUUUGUCUUAACAUAUAGAUUAUUAAUAUAUAAUUUCUAUAAUUUUUUAAUAUACAAAUUACAAGAUAAAAUUGAUUAAAGAAGUGUAUUGGAUGGUGUGUAAAAAUAAAAAUGGACAAAUACUCUGGGACGGAGGUAGUAUUUACUUACGAGAGAAUUCAUUUUCCCAUGGUCAAUCAUCACCCUUAUUUCCUCUUAAGAAAUACUUUGUCCACGAAUUAAAUAUAGUUUAAAAAUACUAAAUAUUAUAAAAAUUCGAUAUUUCAAAAUUAUAUUCUAAAAUAAACCAAAUUCUACUAAAUUUACAUUAUAACUAAAUAUAUUUUUUCGAGUUUUUCCACAAUUUGCGGUAAAGAGUAACAUAGUUUGAACAAAAAAGUUAAACUCUGGCAAUCUUUUAAGGACAGAGGCAGUAAUAUUUUUCUUCCUAAAAAACAAUGGAAAAUAAUUAUUUAAAUGGGAUGAAGGUAUUGUUUUAUACUCCCUUUGUCCAAGUUGAAACUUCUCGUUUUGACUUGGCACGGGUUUUAAUGUAAAAUGAAAAAUGAGGAGACUU
This is a messenger RNA of Cuscuta campestris, 2385 nucleotides long. Lineage: Eukaryota; Viridiplantae; Streptophyta; Magnoliopsida; Solanales; Convolvulaceae. The record is from the annotation of a GenBank genome assembly.